Messenger RNA from Hibiscus syriacus, 921 nucleotides. RefSeq lists its product as uncharacterized. Lineage: Eukaryota; Viridiplantae; Streptophyta; Magnoliopsida; Malvales; Malvaceae. Gene Ontology annotation, biological process: male meiosis II. The record is from RefSeq and is a predicted model, not a curated record. The transcript is spliced from 3 exons. The coding region runs from base 248 to 691 and encodes 147 amino acids.
UUAAUCCAAAGAAAACUUGUCUUUGUUUACAAAGAAAGCCUCAAGAACAUUAUAAAAGUGAGAGUUUUUUUUCCCCUUAAAGAAUCAAACAAAGAGGGAUUCUUGCAAUGGGUUGUUUUCUUGCAUGUUUUGGUUCCUCCAAAACAGCAAGAAUCGAAAACAGAGACACAAGGUUUAACCUCAAUCUCAAAGAAAUGUUAGUCACAAUGCUCAAUCCACAGUUUCUUUAGAACAGAGCAGUUUGGGAAUGCCUAUCAAUUCCAUUAAAGAAGUCCGAGAUGAUAAGGCAGAGGAGCAGCUUGGUUCCGGUUCUAGUGCUAGAAAGGAAGUAACUUUCGAUACUAAUCUUAACACCUACGAACAUGUUUUGAUUGAUGAAAGUACUGAUUUUGAAUUGCAUAAUGAAGAAGGGGAAAAUAAAUUGAAGGCGAAAGAGGAGAAUUUUGGUAAACCAAGGGUCAUUCGAGGAGGUAGGGAUGGUGAUGUUGUUCCCGUGUUGAAGCCUUUUGAAAAUCUUGAUCAAUGGAAAGCUGUGAAAUCCAAAGGGCCAACACCAUUGAAGCUGCAAAAGGAGAAUCUCAGGUUGGAACAAGAAGAGCUCCAGCUUUGGGGUAGCUUGGACCGGUCAUUCAGUUUCAAUGAAGAAACCUCCAUCGUGGCAGUCAACUCAGUCAACCUCAGUCCAUGUUAGCACUUGACGCUUCAGGUAUUUUUUUUUCACGGCCGUUAACGUUUGAGUGACCUGUUUAUAACUAAUCGAUAAUGUUAAUAAUUGAUUUGUAACUUUUGAAAUAGCAGUAGGGAAAACAAAAGUUACCCUAAACAUUAGUGACUAAUUGUGUAGUUUACCCUUAAAUUUAUGGUGGAGGAAAUGCCAAUGGUGGGGAAUGUUAUGAAAAGGAAUUAAUAAAACUUUUAAAG